AUGGCUAGCGCCGUGAACAGAAUCCGCGGGGCCUUCGCACCCCCGCGCAAGGGCGAGACUUUCGAGCUUCGCGCCGGCCUGGUGUCGCAGUAUGCCCAUGAGCGCAAGGAAGCCAUCCAGAAGACCAUCAUGGCCAUGACACUGGGCAAAGAUGUGUCGGCGCUUUUCCCUGACGUGCUCAAGAACAUUGCGACUCCUGAUCUGGACCAGAAGAAACUCGUUUAUCUGUACUUAAUAAAUUAUGCGAAAACACAUCCUGACCUUUGCAUUCUCGCCGUGAACACAUUCGUCCAGGACUCAGAAGACCCGAAUCCUCUUAUCCGCGCGUUGGCCAUCCGGACCAUGGGCUGCGUUCGCGUCGACAAGAUGGUGGAAUAUUUGGAGGAGCCGCUGCGCAAAACGCUACGAGACGAGUCACCAUACGUGCGCAAGACCGCUGCCAUCUGCGUGGCCAAACUAUUCGACAUGAACCCAACCAUGUGCAUUGAGAACGGUUUUCUGGACAUGCUUAAGGAGAUGAUCGGCGACCCGAAUCCCAUGGUCGUCGCCAACUCAGUGCAGGCAUUGGCCGAAAUUCAGGAGACUGCGCCCGAGACGAAUGCCCUGAUCAUGACACCCGCUACGCUCAAAAAGCUGCUUAUGGCUCUGAAUGAGUGCACUGAAUGGGGGCGCGUUACUAUCCUGACUACUCUCGCCAAUUACCCGCCAACAGACCCGAAGGAAUCGGAACACAUCUGCGAGCGUGUAGUUCCACAGUUCCAGCAUGUCAACCCUAGCGUCGUCCUGGCUGCCAUCAAGGUUGUCUUUAUCCACAUGAAGGUUAUUAACCCGGAACUGGUCCGAAUAUAUCUCAAGAAGAUGGCUCCUCCGUUAGUUACCCUUGUUUCUUCUGCCCCUGAGGUGCAAUAUGUCGCGCUCAGGAACAUCGACUUGCUUCUGCAAGCCAAGCCCGACAUCCUCAGCAAGGAGAUGAGGGUAUUCUUCUGCAAGUACAACGAUCCGCCGUACGUCAAGCUCCAGAAGCUUGAGAUUAUGGUGAGAAUAGCGAACGAGCGCAACUACGAGCAGCUGCUUUCAGAGUUGCGUGAGUACGCACUGGAGCUAGAUAUCGACUUUGUUAAGCGGGCAAUCAAGGCUAUCGGCCAAGUGGCUAUUAAGAUCGAGGCUGCGGCUGAGAAGUGCGUAAAUGCCCUGCUCGACCUCAUAGCCACGAAGGUCAACUAUGUCGUGCAGGAGGUGAUCGUGGUCAUAAAGGAUAUCCUGCGCAAGUAUCCUGGAUAUGAGGGCGUGAUUCCGACGCUGUGCAAGUACAUCGACGAGUUGGACAAUCCCGAUGCUCGUGGGGCACUCAUUUGGAUUGUCGGCGAGUAUGCCGAGAAGAUCAGCAAUGCGGACAAGAUAUUAGCAGGUUUUGUGGAAGUUUUUACGGAGGAAUUUACUCAGACCCAACUGCAAAUCCUCACCGCCGUGGUGAAGCUCUUCCUCAAGAAGCCUCAAAACAACCAAGGACUCGUACAGAAAGUGCUUCAGCUCGCUACGGCUGAGUGCGAUAACCCCGAUAUCCGCGACCGCGCCUACAUCUAUUGGCGUCUCCUCUCUGGUGACUUGGAUGUCGCAAAGAACAUCAUUCUCUCUCAAAAACCACCCAUCACCACAACCGUUUCCUCCCUACCCGCUCCUCUCCUGGAACAACUCCUCUCCGAACUCUCGACUCUUGCCUCAGUCUACCACAAACCGCCGGAGUCAUUCGUUGGCAAGGGUCGCUUCGGCGCCGACGCCAUCCAACGAGCGGCCAUCCAGGAACUACGCCAGAACGCAGCUGAAAAUCCCAUUGCCGCCUCUGUGGCCGCUGCUGCUGCUGCUGUCGGUGCCAACGGCGCCGCCGGUGCGGCUGCUGUUCCUCAGGCGAAUGUGGAGAACCUGCUCGACAUCGACUUCGAUGGUGCUGUUCCCGCCAGCGCGACGCCCGGUACCCCCGAUCGCGUGGCUAGUCCCCCGCCGAUGGGACAGCCGACUGGCGCAAUGGCUGAUAUCAUGGGGCUGUGGGAUGCCCCGCCGCUGCAGCCUACCUCCUCGUCUACCUCAACCUCUGCCCCAACUCUGACAGCAGGAAGUGGAGGCAUGGCGGAUUUGAUGUCUGGGUUUGCUGGGCUGGACUUGAGUGGGGCCAGUGCGCCGCCGCCGCCUGGGCAGCAGCUGGGGCGUAUUAAUACUGGAGAGCAAGGAGCACAGAGUGGAAGUGGGAAGGCGAGUGAUGAUUUGUUGGGGUUAUUGUAA
This is a messenger RNA of Thermochaetoides thermophila DSM 1495, 2277 nucleotides long. Its product is annotated as AP-1 complex subunit beta-1-like protein. Gene Ontology annotation, molecular function: clathrin binding. Gene Ontology annotation, biological process: vesicle-mediated transport; intracellular protein transport. The transcript is spliced from 5 exons. Bases 1 to 2277 code for a protein of 758 amino acids. Gene Ontology annotation, cellular component: membrane coat. The record is from RefSeq and is a predicted model, not a curated record. Lineage: Eukaryota; Fungi; Ascomycota; Sordariomycetes; Sordariales; Chaetomiaceae.